Trichobilharzia szidati is the source of this 3815-nucleotide messenger RNA. The record is from the annotation of a GenBank genome assembly. NCBI's taxonomy places the organism in Eukaryota, Metazoa, Platyhelminthes, Trematoda, Strigeidida, Schistosomatidae.
CGGAUUACUUUCGUUUCGCCAUUGUUGGCUGUUGUCUGGAUUAUGUUUCCCACCCGUAGGUAGGUGAGUUUAGAUGAUUUUCUUUGCUAUUGUUUUUGCGUUUUACACCUGACGCUAUUAUGAUUCGAUUGCAGUAGUUUUACGUGUAUUUUGUCUGUUUAUCUUGACUGUCAAUGUGCCGAGGUGUUUCGCAAUAGGACUAACAGUGUGUGAUCUUGUGUAUUCGUGAAUGUGAGCUGAAUUACAGUGUUUUUAAGGCUUCUCACAACUUAUUGUGACAAUUUUGAGAAGAAGUGGUGUUGUUACUUUCCGUAUAUUGUUGCUUGUAUGAACAUUAUUGACCUGCGCCCAUGCUUGGAUAUGACUGCAUGCUUUUGUCAUAGUUGAUGAAAAAAAACUUAUUUCUUGGAUAAUUUAGUGAUAUUUGUGGUGGUAAUUUACUCGUGUAUUUUCCACGUCCAUUUUAAAGUUCAAUUGUUUGACAGUUAUCGAAGUUGUCAGUGGUUUUUAGCUAAAUUUUGUCAGAAUCGGCUUGCUGAAUAGCAUUUUGUCUGUAAAAGCACUUUUUGUUACUCAGCUACUAACGUUUAGGCUUUUAGUGUUGCUGCGUUACCUCUUGGGAACUUCGUGAGCACAACUUUCGUGGAAGUAACUAUAAAGCUAUCGAUUUCUCCAAAAUUUCAUAAUAAGCAGAAAUUCCCUAAUUUUCUUAGGAUUCCACUUUUUCAAACGAUAGCCUGUGGGUUUGGCUAUUUGUGGAAUAUGAGGCACUGCACUCAUUGCUUUAUAUACUGGUUUUUAGUAAUAUUGACCAUAACAGUAGUUUCAGUUGAACAGUUUGAAAGUGAUGCAAACUGAGUGACCAGUGGGAUGCAAAACAACUUUUGAUAGUCUAUAUGAUGAAAAUUUCAUUUUAGAUUUUCGCCUAUGCAAUGAGCUCUGAAGCAAAUCUAGAUUCUUCCAAUUCUAUUAAAUCAGAAACUCAUGCUGCAAAGUCUCAUUCGUCGAAAAUUACCACCAACCAGUUGGAGUAUAUUAAGAAGGAAGUGGUUGGCAGGUUAUUCAAAGAAAAGAUAGUAUGGCCAUUUACAAAACCGGUUGAUCAUCAACGCCUAAACCUUCCAGACUAUCCUAAAAUCAUAAAACAUCCUAUGGAUCUUGGGACAAUCAAACAGCGAUUAAAUCUGAAAUUUUAUCAUUCCUCUUCGGAAUGUCUCGAUGAUCUUUUUACGAUGUUCAGAAAUUGUUAUAUAUUCAACAAACCGGGAGAUGACGUGGUUGCAAUGGCAAUGAAACUCGAACAGAUUGCAAGAGAACGUUUAAAGUUUAUGCCAACUCCUGAAACUGAAAUCUGUCCUCAAAAAGCUCCAAAGUCCACUCGUCCCCUUACUACUCCCACGCAAGUUCACCCAUCCAUUGAAUCAAUCCAUCCAGUUGCUUCAACUAAUCAUACUGAGGGGCUUAAUGGUUCAGCCGUAUCUGUAGACCAAACUACGUUACCUUUCAGACCAUCAGUUACAUCAACUUCUAAUAAAAAAGCUAGUAAAAAGAAAAGUGAAUCAGCAAUAGACGAGUUGCCUUCGACCCCUCAGUCAUAUGAUGACCUGUCACGAGAUCGUCGUCAAAUUAAAAAGCCGAAACGAGAAUAUGAAGAACGUAAUGUUGGAAAGCGUUUACGGCUUUCUGAAGCUCUGAAGGCUUGCAGCAAUAUUCUGAAAGAUAUUUCAUCUCAGAGAUAUCGGGAUCUAAAUCAUUUUUUCUUAAAACCAGUGGAUGUAGUGGCCCUUGGACUUCAUGAUUACUAUGAUGUCGUUAAAAAGGCGAUGGAUCUCAGCACCAUAAAGACAAAGCUAGAAAGCGGUCAGUACCACACUAAGUAUGAUUUUGCUGAUGACGUCCGGUUAAUGUUCAACAACUGCUACAAAUAUAAUGGUGAGGAUAGUGAAGUUGCAAGGGUUGGUAAACAACUACAAGCUAUUUUUGAUGAGAACUUCGCGAAAGUCCCAGACGACGAGUCAGAUACAGCUGCCUCUCCUGACACUCGUCCAGCUGAUCAGAAUAUGUAUCAGCUAAUCCAGAAUGCUAUCAAAGAACAUCAGAAGCUAACAGCUCAAUUUCAACGCUUUAGUGAAGAUUUGCAGAAAAGUACGGCGAAUUUGAAUUCUAUCUUAUCUUCCCUGAGUGUGGCUAUCAGGAAGGCACCUGUUGGUCACAACACACCGCAUGUUAAUUCACUUCCUCCGCAAACUGGGAUUUCAACUGUUCCGCGUAAUGCAAUGAAUGACUUAGAAGAUGUAAACUCUACUAAGAGAAGUAGACAAUCUCAGUCGAAAACAAAGUAUCGACAAUCAGGGCUACCUGCUGCAGCCCCCGCUCUCAAUACACCGAAUGUUCCAGUUAGCAGCACAGUUAACAUGAGCAGCACACAUUCCCAACCUUUGCCUGUACCAGGAUAUACUACAGAUGAAGAAAUGUCCGAAAACAAUGUUCGACCUAUGACAUAUGAUGAAAAACGUCAGUUAAGCUUAGAUAUCAAUAAGCUACCUGGAGAAAAAUUAGGUAGAGUUGUUCAAAUAAUUCAACAGCGUGAACCAUCACAUCGUGAUUGUAAUCCGGAUGAAAUAGAGAUAGAUUUCGAAACACUCCAGCACACAACUUUACGUGAGUUAGAGAAAUAUGUGAAAUCUGUUCUACAAAAAGCGAAAUCUGGUAGUCGUAAAUAUGUAAAAAAAGGAUUAAGCGGUGUUCCGCCGGGUAAAACGCGUGAAGAGUGCAUGAAAGAAAAAACGGAGGAAUUGGAAAAUCGGUUGAGAGAAAUUGGAGGACUUCCACAAGGUGCUCCUGGAUAUCAUAAUGCUCAUAACCCAAAGAAAGCGCAUGGUGCUAAUCGUUUGAGUGCAUCCUCAUCAAGUUCGAGCGAUUCUGAGAGUACUUCGGACUCCAGUGAAUCUGAUUCUUCAGAUUCCAAAUCCUACAAGGCAUCUUCGGAUCAUAAACAGGCGUAUGACCAGGUAGUCACAAGUGGACUUCAAAACUGUUCAAGGUCUGCUACUUCUUUACCGUCAAAUUCAAGUACUGUGACUGCUAAGACACCAGUUAAUCAGCCAUCGGCAAUUUCUACACACGACACUGUUACAAGUGGUCAUUGUAAUGAUGUUGGUUAUUCGAAGACGUCCGUUGAACAAGUGACUGAACAAAAUGAGUCAUCAGACACAGAGUCUGAACCGAAUUCUCCUCAUCAGUUGCCUCAGCCUGUAUGGUCAAUUUCAGGUUUUUCUAAGAAGCCGUCUUCUGGUGACAGCACACAGAGUAGACCCGGAACUUCAAAUAGUUGUGUUGUUACAUCUGCAUCUGAAGUGCCAUCUUCUACAGUGGAUACUUCAAGGCCUAUGAAUCUAGUACCGGAACCUAUUGAGGCAGAUGAUCUUUCAUUACCGAAUUCACAGUCUGGUAAAAAUGAAGAGAAAGAAAAACAAGCAGCCGCUCUUCAGAUAAUGCGUGAAGCUCGUAGGCAGUCACAGUGGAGUUCCCGGGCUGCUGAAGAGAGAGCUACUCGCGAACGUGAGGAGGCUGAGAGACGUCGACUUGAGGCAGAACUUGCUCUAGAAGCUGAAAGAAAAAGGGAGCAGGAGUUGCGACGCAUUGAGGAAGAGAAGCGUCUACUCGUUGAAGCUCGAAAGCGUGAAGAUAUUGCAAAGCGUAAGGCAAUGGUUGGUCCACCAGAACGUAUAAACGCUCAUGAAUUAUUAACUGAAUUUGAGAAUUCAGUUGACAUAUCCUGUAUUGAUGCAUGCUUUGCAAUGCGUCAUUUUUAA